UGUUUAAGGCUAUUAGGCGUGUGGCCCGAUCCGCAUAUCCCUUUGAAUGAUUUUCGCCGGCCAAAUAUAAGAUUUGUGAUUGUGGUGUGUGUUCUGAGUUUUUACGUGAUCGUACCGCAAUUAACGAAUAUGAUUCGGGUUUGGGGUAACGUUGCUCGCAUGGUGGAAUACGUCGCCUCCGCGAAUUUUAGCCUAAUGGCGCUAUGCAAAUUGAUCACUACCUGGUAUCAUGGCAAAACACUGCGAGCGCUGAUGACAUCAGUCAUGAGAGAUUGGGUGACUUCGAAAAGUGACUGGGAGCGAAAUACAAUGUUGAAGAUUGCGAGACGCGGCAGAAGCUUGUCUAUUAGGUGUUACGCGUGGUCGACGUGCACGGUCUCGUUUUACUUAUGCUUCAAUUUUUUGAAGUUUUACCGAAACAUACAGCAGUCUCAACGGAGCCUCGUCUAUCACUUUGUCUAUCCUUAUAAUAUUCAGAAGACUCCGAACUACAUAAUAACCUACUUCACUCAAAUGUGUGGUGGUAUAUACACGGCCCUCAUCAACUGUACCGUCGACAGCUUUAUUUCGAUACUCUUGCUACACGUAUGCGCACAACUGAUAAAUCUACGAACGACACUUAAUAACGUGGUUAACGGACUAGCCGACAGAUCCACAUCAUCAAUGAGAUUUAAAGACGGCCUAGCUGCGAUUGCUGUACGACAUGAGCAUCUCAUCCGAAAUGCAAAGACGAUCGAUGACUGCUACAGCGGAGUGUUAUUUGUGCAUAUGCUAUGCGCCACUUUUCAGUUAUGUUUUGAAACUUUUCAAGUUUUUACGAUAAUAACAGAUCAUUUGGAGGUGUCUAUUUUGAAAAUGGCUUUUCUCUUGUUUUACGCCAUCCUUGUAUUGAUGCAUUUGUACCUUUAUUCUUAUUCGGCUGAAAAACUUUUAACAGAGAGCACCAAUAUAGCGUACGGCGUGUAUGAAUGCAAGUGGUACGAUCUGCCAUCGAAAAACGCAAAGGAUCUAAUGUUCAUCGCACAUCGAUCUAAAAUUCCACUUCGAUUAACAGCUGGAAAAUUUGGAGUCUUUUCAAUGGAGAUGUUUGGAACAACAGUAAAGACGUCAAUGGGAUAUGUAUCCGCAUUGCUCACAAUGAAAGACUAGAGAGAAGGUGUUAGAAAUAGUACCGAAUUAAUUCUGUAUAACUGACUACUAUUCGUUUUCAAAUAAUA
Molecule: messenger RNA, 1217 nt
Organism: Linepithema humile (Argentine ant)
Lineage: Eukaryota; Metazoa; Arthropoda; Insecta; Hymenoptera; Formicidae
Product: odorant receptor 4-like
Biological process (GO): sensory perception of smell; detection of chemical stimulus involved in sensory perception of smell
Cellular component (GO): plasma membrane
Molecular function (GO): odorant binding; olfactory receptor activity
Source: RefSeq, a predicted model, not a curated record